UUCUGAGUGCUGGAAGCCCCCGUGGUGGGGUGACUGGCCACUAACAGCACUCCACUACGGUCGCACCUGAGACUCGCUCUACCACGCACGCGAUUGCCAUACUGCGCGUAGCCUCAAAAAAGUUGACGCUAUCACCACAACCCUUUGUCGCGGAAUAGAUUGUUUCUGCAGCAAGGCUCUAUUCGUGAUCAUGAACUUGUUACUUUCAGACGAUUAUCUCCUGCAGGAUUACCCGGAGAGCAUCACCAGCACAAUCCGAUCCGGCCAUGCAACACACCUCCGAUUCAAUCACUAUGGCGACUACCUUGCAUCCGGACGAGUUGAUGGCACAGUUGUAGUGUGGGAUCUGGAGACCAUGGGAGUGACACAGAAACUGAGAGGUCAUAAUAAGAGCAUUACCUUUUUAAGCUGGUCACACUGUGGCCGCUAUCUGCUGUCGGCCUGUCAAGGCUGGAGAGCCAUUCUUUGGGAUCUCAAAGAUGGCAGCAGGUAUCGAGAGAUUAGGUUUCGCGCUCCGGUAUACAUUGCAGAAAUACACCCUACAAAUCCUUUCCAAUUUGUUGCCGCCGUCUUUGAAGACCACCCGGUCUUGGUCGAUGCCUCGCAACCGAUCGAUGUUAAACGAGUACUACCAUCCGCACCGAAGCGAAAUAAUACAGAAGGCGACUCUGCUGCCACAAAAGAGAAACAGGCCAAAGAAGAUGCCAAGCAGAUGACAACAUGCGCCGUCUGGACUCGAGCUGGAGACUACAUUAUCAGCGGCACCAGCAAAGGCAAAGUAAACAUUAUCGACACGAAAACACUCGAAAUAAUAUAUACAGAAAAAGUAUGUACUGGAGCUAUAACAUCGUUGCGGAUCACGGGGUCUGGUCGAGAUCUUCUCGUUAAUUCCCAGGACCGCAUCAUCAGAACUCUGCGGAUACCCAACCUGACGGUGGAGGAUCUUGAUGUCGACACCAUACAACUUUCCCUGGAGCACAAAUUUCAAGAUGUUGUUAACAAACUGUCCUGGAAUCACGUUGCUUUUGGUGCUACAGGAGAAUAUGUGGCAGCCUCUACAUACAACAAUCACGAGCUCUACGUGUGGGAGCGCAACCAUGGUAGUCUGGUGUGUAUGCUCAAAGACCCGAAGGAAGAACAAGGCGUUAUCGACUGGCACCCAACACGUGCGAUUCUGGCGGCUUGUGGUCUAGAAACAGGCCGCAUCUAUAUUUGGUCUGUUAUAAGUCCACAGAAGUGGUCUGCUUUGGCGCCGGACUUUUCAGAGGUGCAGGAAAAUAUUGAAUACAUCGAGCGCGAAGAUGAGUUUGAUAUAUAUGCACAGGAAGAAAUCCAUAGGCGUCGUUUGGAUGCAGAGGACGAGGACGUAGAUGUGCUAUCCGAUCCGCUAAAGCUGGAUGGCGAAUUGGAUAGCUUUCGGAUGCCGAUAUUGUUUAAUCUGGGAGAGAGCGAUAGCGAGGACGAGUUUAUAGAGGUAUCGACAGGUACAAUGCGACGGAGGAGCUAUGGCGACGACCAGGGUGACUCGAGUGUUGCGGAAUCUGGCCCAACCAAGAAGGGCGCAAAAGGAAAGCGACAAAAGAAAUAACAUGCAUUAGCGUUAGUAAUAGGAGAAGAUACCUUUGGGACCAUCGAUACAAUGAGAAAUUUCUAGCCUUAAGAAAAAAACCUCUGCGUGAAUCACAGCCAGUGGUUUGCUGGAUGAACCAGCACGGUUUCUUAUUGCCAGUCAAUGGCAGCUAGACGUUGCGCUUUGAGUCACCGGCAAGGGCGCCUUGUUGUGGCAAUGUAGAAAGAGCUGUCGUCCAUUCACUGUCAAAGGGUCGCGUUACAUCUGGGUCUCACCCCUGAGCUAUGGCGACGAAUUUAUAUCAACAGUGGUCCUAGUUAAAAAGGUACUGUCUCUGCCCGCUUUUUAUUGUCCACUGUAUUUUUGCCUGCAAAAAGGUAGACCC
[Torrubiella] hemipterigena is the source of this 1955-nucleotide messenger RNA. The record is from the annotation of a GenBank genome assembly. Lineage: Eukaryota; Fungi; Ascomycota; Sordariomycetes; Hypocreales; Clavicipitaceae.